AUGAAUCGAGGCAGAGGAGCGACGCGUGAAGGGCCGCGUGAAGGGCCUACUAGGCAACAGAUAAUGCAGAGCAUACUGGAGCUACAACGACAGAAUGAGGAGAUCAGAAUGAAGGCGGAGGCUGAUCAGGCUCAGCUUGAAAAAGAGAGAGAGGAAGCUCGCAAGAAGGCAGAAGAAGAUUUACAGGUGUUAAGGGAAGAAGCUUUGGGAGAAAGAGAGAGGUUGCGAAAAAAUGCAGAAGAAACGCAUCAACGAUUGGAGGAAGCACUUCGACAGCAAGAACAGUUACGGAAGGCGAACGAAGAUAUGCAAAGCAGAUUGGAGACUACUAGGGCUGGUUUCAGCUAUCCAUGUCGGUUGAAUCCCGAUGUGAGUGAUGCCAGUCCUCUGGUAGAUGCGAUUAUGAACGAGCCGAUCCCGCAGAAUUUCGUGAUUCCCAAAAUCACACCUUUCACAGGGAAUUCUGAUCCUGAAUUACAUUUAAAAGCGUUCCAGGCUCGGAUGAUGAUAUCAGGUGGUAAUGAUGCUAUACGUUGCAAAAUGUUUGUGGGUACGCUGACCGAAAUUGCCCUUGAAUGGUUUAACACUAUACCGAAUUUGUCUAUCAGUUCAUUCAAUGAUUUCAAACGUCUUUUCCUGGAGAGAUUCUCAGCAAAUAGAGCCAAACCAGUGGAGAUGGCAGACAUGUUUGAUAUAAGGCAAACCGCCGAAGAGACGUUAAAACAAUUCCUUAAUCGAUUCACCAAUAUCAGUAUGAGGCUGAUAGACCCUAACGAGGGUUUGCUCGUAAAAGCCUUUGUGAAAGGACUUCGAGCCAGCUCGUUCGGUGAGUCCUUGUACAGAUAUCCACCGAAGAGCCUUACAGAGAUUAGACAAAGGGCAGCUGUGGAAAUAGAGACUGAGGAGGCCAUGCGCCACAAAAAGGCAGGAGACAAAAGACCAGUGGCUCAUUCCAGGAGUGAAAGAGAUAUGAGAGCUUAUCGGAGAGAAAGAACUCCUCCUAAAAUGAAGUCAGAUCGACGUUUCAUCCCUUAUGUGGCACAACGAAGAACCGAGUAUCCGCAAGUGCGGAAAAUACCUAAUCUCAAGGUGCCACUGGCCCAAAUCUUGGAGGAUGUAGAGAUAGCAAAACAUUUGUGCUAUCCUGACGUCGCAGGGAGAGCACUCGGCAGUAGAUUGGAUGCUUGGUGUGAGUUUCAUCAAACCAGAGGUCAUGACACCAACUCGUGUUAUGGUUUGCAUUAUCAACUUUCCGUUUUAGCAAACAGGGGACUUCUGGAAAAAUUCUUGAAGUCGGGUGCCGAUGAGAAAUCAUCUGAGAUUCGCACGGUUCCCGAUGUGCAUGAAACACCCAUUUUGGGGGAUUUCAAUACGAUAGCAGGAGGUUUUGCGGGAGGAGGCCAAACCAGCUCGGCUAGGAAACGAUAUAUAAGGAGUGUCAUGACUGCGGUCAUGGUGGACAAGCCGAGGCAAGCUCCGGACAUAACAUUUUCAAAUGAUGAUUUAAAAGGGGUAAUCCCACAUGAAGAUGACCCCAUAGUCGUGUCGGUGAUUAUGAUGGGAAGGAAUGUCCACAGGGUACUAAUUGAUCAAGGAAGUUCUGCCGACGUGAUGUUUUGGAGUACUUUCAUAGGGUUACAAAUACCGAUGGAUCAAUUAAAGCCAUUUGACGGAGUGCUUGUCGGUUUCUCUGGAGAUCAAGUUGAGGUUAAAGGGUAUGUUGAUCUUAGAACAACCUUUAGAGACAAAGAAGAUGCCAAAACCAUAUUUAUACGUUACAUAGUAGUCAAUGCUCCUUCAUCAUAUAAUUUGUUGUUGGGAAGACCUUCUCUCAAUAAGUUAAAGGUUGUAGUGUCAACAAUACAUUUGAAGAUGAAGUUUCCUUCUGAGGAGGGGAAAGUACUCACUUUAGCUGUAAACCAGGAGACCGCUCGUAAAUGUUACGAAGACAGUCUGAGGUUAAGGAGGAAAGUAGCAUACUCAGUAAGCACAACUGAAGUAGUACCGGAUCCCGAGUUGGAUCCAAGGUUGGUGCACCCUGAAAGAAGGCCUCAGCCUGUGGGAGAGGUGAAGGAGGUGCUUAUAGAAGGGAAGAAGUUGAGAAUUGGGGGCGAUCUGAGUCUGGAGCAAGAACAACAGCUUAUCCAAGUGCUGAGGAAGAAUCUUUCUUCAUUCGCUUGGAGUGUGACUGAUAUGUCGGGGAUUGAUCCCGAUUUUCUAUGCCACAAGCUUAAUAUUAACCCGUUGGCUAAACCUAAAGUUCAGAAGCGUAGGCGGUUGAGUGAAGACCGUGCUCAGGCGGCAACCGAGGAGAUACAUAAAUUGUUAGAGGCGGCCCAUAUUCGAGAGAUACAGUAUCCAACCUGGUUAGCAAAUGUGGUGAUGGUGAAGAAGUCUAACGGAAAGUGGAGGAUGUGUGUAGAUUUCACGGACUUGAACAAUGCCUGUCCAAAGGAUUCGUAUCCUUUGCCUAAUAUAGAUGCCCUAGUUGAUAGUGCAUCGGGCUGUGCUUUGCUAAGCUUCUUAGAUGCUUAUUCGGGCUAUAAUCAAAUCAAGAUGCAUUCGUCGGAUGAAGAUAAGACGGCGUUUAUGGGAGGUGCAGCAAAUUAUUGUUAUCGAGUAAUGCCGUUUGGGUUAAAAAAUGCGGGAGCUACUUAUCAAAGGCUGAUGGAUCGAAUCUUAGCACCCAUGUUGGGAAGAAAUGUUCAUGCGUAUGUGGACGACAUGGUGGUCACUUCGGUGGAAGAGAAGAAGCAUGAGGAAGAUCUGGAGGAAUUGUUUGUUACAAUCAGCAAAUACAGGCUUAAGCUUAAUCCCGAGAAGUGUGUUUUUGGGGUUAAAGCUGGAAAGUUUCUGGGUUUUCUACUCACCGAGAGGGGGAUAGAAGCUAAUCCCGAUAAAUGUGCAGCCAUUAUAAAUAUGAGGAGUCCUAGUAAUGUAAAAGAAGUGCAGAGACUGACAGGAAGGAUGGCGGCCUUGUCCCGUUUUCUUGCCAAAAGUGGGGAUCGGGGUCUUCCUUACUUUCAAUGUUUGAAGAAGAAUGAACGGUUCCAAUGGACUGAUCGGUGUGAGGAAGCAUUCCAAAAAUUGAAGGAAUAUUUGAGCAAGCCGCCGGUGUUAUGUAAACCAGAAAAAGGGGCUGAGUUGUCAUUGUACAUAUCGGUGACCGAACACGCUGUCAGUUCGGUCUUAGUCAGAGAAAGUGGUGGAGAGCAGAAACCGGUAUAUUUCGUAAGCAAAGUGCUCCAUGGUGCAGAGGUGAGGUAUCCCACUAUAGAGAAAGCUGCAUUGGCCGUGGUUGUGUCGGCUCGGCGUCUGAGACAUUAUUUUCAGAAUCAUAGUAUCAAAGUGAUGACGGAUCUUCCCAUUAGAUACAUAUUACAAAAACCUGAUAUAUCGGGCAGGUUGGUUAAAUGGGCAUUAGAGCUGUCGGAAUAUGGGAUACAGUAUGAAUCGCGAGGACCGAUCAAGGCCCAGUUUUUGGCUGAUUUUGUGGUAGAAUUAUCCGAACCGCCUGUUAAGAAUCAGGGUGUAGGAGAGAUAACGUGGAUAUUAUCGGUGGACGGGGCUUCCAAUUUAAGGGGUAGCGGUGCUGGUAUAGUUUUGGAAGGCCCGGAAGGGGUAUUAAUCGAACAAUCAUUGAGGUUUGCUUUCAAAGCCAGUAAUAAUCAAGCAGAAUAUGAGGCUUUGAUAGCUGAUAUGCUUUUGGCUAAAGAGAUGGGGAUUACUAGGUUGUUGGUUAAAAGUGAUUCCGUACUGGUGGCAGGUCAGGUGAAUGGGGAAUUUCAAGCCCGCGACCCGCAGUUGUCCAAGUAUUUGGAAGUUGUCCAAACUAUUGCGAAGAACUUUGUUCUUCUUGAGUUCGUGCAUGUUCCGAGGGAGCAGAAUUCCCGAGCUGAUUUGUUAUCCAAGUUGGCUAGUUGUUCGAAACCGGGGCAGCAUAAGUCAGUGAUAAGGGAGACAUUAAUAGCUCCUCGGGUCGACACGCAGGAAAAGCACCAAGUGAUGGAGAUUGUGGCAACCGAAGAAUCUUGGAUGGCACCUUUAAAGAGUUAUCUUGCUGAUGGUAAAUUACCUGAGGAUUCCAAUGAAUCACAGAAAGUAAAAAAAAACUCAAGCAGGUAUACGCUGAUAGAUGGUCACUUAUUUAGGUAUGGAUAUUCCAGACCUUUGAUGAUUUGCGUAGGAAGGAGGGAGGUAGAUCGGCUCAUGGCCGAGCUUCAUGAGGGAAUCUGUGGAAGCCAUGUAGGGGGAAGAGCAUUGAUGCUGCGAAUAAUCCGAGGAGGGUUCUUUUGGCCCACUAUGAAAGGUGACUGUAUGGAGUAUGUCAGGAAAUGUGAAUCAUGUCAGAAACAUGCCGAUUGGAGUCAUGCCCCGCCAGAGGUACUGCACUCUAUUAAUGCACCGUGGCCUUUUCACACUUGGGGAAUAGAUAUUUUAGGUCCGUUUCCCAAGGCGGUGAGGCAAUUCAAGUUUUUGAUCGUGACUGUAGAAUAUUUUACAAAAUGGAUUGAAGCCGAACCGGUUGCUGUCAUCUCGGGUGGGCGAGUGAAGCAGUUGUGCACUGAAGUCGGAACUAAACAGGUCUUCUCGUCGGUGGAGCAUCCUCAGACGAAUGGGCAGGCGGAAGCAGCUAAUAGGGUGAUAUUGAGGGGAUUGAAGCGAAGAUUGGCGGCGGCCAAAGGAGAAUGGCCAAAUGAGAUACCUCGAGUGAUGUGGGCUUAUCAUACCACUCCUCAGACGACUACUCGAGAGACUCCUUUUUCUUUGGUGUAUGGAACUGAUGCUAUGAUCCCUAUUGAGGUCAUGGAGAACACCAGGAGAGUAAGGUUGUUUGACGAAGAGAUUUAUGAGGUUGGUUUGAAGGCAAACCUUGACGUUAUAGAUGAGGUUCGGGAUUUGGCUCAGAUUUCUAAUGAGGCAAUGAAGAGAAGAUUAGAGAGAAGUUACAAGACUAAGGUAGUACCUCGGAAGUUCCAAGAACAAGAUCUAGUAUUAAGGAAAGCACAGUUAAUUCAGAUGGAUAGCAAAUUGGCGCCGAAGUGGACUGGACCCUAUCGUGUUAAGCAAGUGUUGGGAGAAGGAGCUUAUAAGUUGGAAACAUUAGAGGGGAGGGAAAUCCCGCGAACAUGGAAUGCAGCAAAUUUACGAUUAGGAGCUUGGUUUAUGAACAGGACUGAGAGCUCGGUUUAUAAACGAGUUGGAUUAGGAGCUUGGUUUAUGAACAGGACUGAGAGCUCGGUUUAUGAACGAGACUGA
Molecule: messenger RNA, 5259 nt
Organism: Vigna unguiculata (cowpea)
Lineage: Eukaryota; Viridiplantae; Streptophyta; Magnoliopsida; Fabales; Fabaceae
Biological process (GO): DNA integration
Molecular function (GO): RNA-DNA hybrid ribonuclease activity; nucleic acid binding
Source: RefSeq, a predicted model, not a curated record